AUGACCGUUGAAAGUCACAAUGUUGAGACUGCCUCCGGCAACCAGGCCUACACUCAUCUGGCUAACGACGCAGCGGCCAUCCUCUCCCGUCAGGUCGAUAGCACACCAACAGCCGUCAAGUACCAAACUCUGUUUCGCUAUGCAACGAAUUAUGACAUCUGCUUUCUUGCUGUCAGUGGGUUCAGUGCCAUCGCCGCGGGUGCAAGUUUGCCUUUGAUGACCAUCAUUUAUGGCUCCCUCGCCGGUACCUUCCAAGGAUUCUUUCUAGGCACUGUCUCGGGCUCAUACUUCAUGCAUGAGGUAAAUCGACUGACGUUGUAUUUUGUCUACCUCGCCAUUGGCCAGUUUGCCACGAUUUACAUUGCCACGGUCGGCUUCAACUAUGUCGGCGAACACAUCGCCGCCAAAGUCCGAGCAAACUAUCUCGCAGGUCUUCUCCGACAAAACAUGGCUUAUUUUGAUCUUCUUGGAGCUGGCGAAAUUACAACUCGAAUCACUGCAGAUACCAAUCUGAUCCAAGACGGAAUUUCAGGAAAGCUGGCAUUGACCCUUCAAGGCAUCGCAACCUUCAUCACAGCUUACAUCAUCUCCUACAUUCGCUAUUGGAAACUGGCGCUUAUCCUGACUUCGACCAUCGUGGCUAUUGUCCUUACGGGCGGAGCACUAGGCCGUCUGUCUAUUGGAUGGUCAAGCCUCUCUCUCGCGUCUUACGCCAAGGGAGGAUCGAUUGUCGAAGAGACCAUAAGCUCGAUCAGAAAUACCAUUGCAGCCGGUACGGAGGACAGGCUUGUCAAAUCGUACGACAAACACUUGGCCGAUGCUGAGACUCCCGCAUUUCGAGCCAAAGCGACGACCACCGCUACGGUCGGAUUCAUGAUGUGCUACAUCUAUCUGUCUUACGCACUGGCUUUUUGGCUGGGCAGUCAAUAUGUCGCAAACGGAGAAUGCUCUCUGAGUGAUGUUCUCACAAUCCUACUCGCCAUUAUCAUGGGCGCAUUUGCAUUAGGGAGUGUGGCGCCAAGUAUGCAAGCAUUUGCGACCGCGAUCGCAGCGGCCUCAAAAAUUUACUCGACAAUCGACCGCCCUUCUCCACUUGAUCCCACCGACAAGAAAGGGUCUAAAAUCGACCACUCCGAGCUCAAAGGCAUGGUCGUAUUUCGUCAAGUCAAGCUUAUCUAUCCCUCAAGGCCAGAUGUGGUUACUCUGGACUCCGUGAGCUUUGACGCACGACCCAACGAAACAACAGCGCUCGUAGGAGUAUCGGGGUCUGGGAAAAGCUCUUUAGUGGGUCUUCUUGAGCGCUUCUACGAGCCAUUGGAAGGCGAGAUUCUGCUCGAUGGAGUCAAAAUCGAGGAGCUCAAUCUACAAUGGCUUCGCCAGCAGGUGGGCAUUGUUUCACAAGAGCCAGUCCUCUUUGCCACGACAGUUGCACAAAAUAUCCGACUUGGCCUCAUCGGCACCAAAUACGAGCACUUACCAGACGAUGACAAACAGGUUUUAACGCUUAUCACGGAGGCGGCCAAAACGGCCCAUGCCCAUGACUUUAUUUGUGACCUUAGCCAAGGAUAUCAAACCAAUGUCGGCAUGCGCGGUCUUCUGCUAUCAGGCGGUCAGAAACAACGGAUAGCUAUAGCACGAGCAAUCAUCGGAGACCCCAAAGUACUGCUGCUAGACGAGGCGACUUCCGCUUUGGACACAAAAAGCGAAGGUAUAGUUCAAGCUGCAUUAGAGCGUGCCUCUCGCGGCCGGACCACGAUUGUCAUUGCACACCGGUUGAGCACUAUCAAGAAUGCGCAUAACAUUAUUGUCAUGUCUCAUGGAAAGGUUGUCGAGCAAGGCACCCAUAAUGAACUGCUCGAGGCAAAGGGAGUCUAUCAUACCCUUGUCGAAGCCCAGGGGAUUGUAGAUCACAGCAAAUCAGCAAGCUCUGAUGGAUUUUCGGCCCCUGGUCCCUCAAAUCGAAGUGGAGAGGGAGGAUUGAGUGGGAACGCUGAAGGAGAAAAGAGAGCUUCACACACCGAGGAACAAUAUCUCACCACCAUCACAGAAUCAAAAGCACCGCAAUAUCCACUCUGGCACCUGGUCGCUACAGUAGCAUCAUUCAACAUACCAGACUGGCCCUAUGGUCUCGCCGGCAUACUCUGUGCAUUUGCAACGGGCGGUGCAAUCCCUGCUCAAUCAGUCCUUUUUGCUAAAUCCAUAGCUUCCCUCGCUCUACCGCAGGAUGACAACGCAAAGUCUCAGGUCAGCUUCUGGUCCGCACUCUACGCGGCAUCUCAAAGCCUCGGAUUUGCGGUCAAUGCCCUUGCCUUCUGGUAUGGCGGCCAACUUAUUGCUCAACACGAAUACUCAAUUUUCCAAUUUUUCGUGUGCUUUUCCGCCACAGUAUUUGGUGCACAGUCCGCCGGGAUUAUCUUUAGCUUUGCGCCUGAUUUAGGUAAGGGGAAGCAGGCUGCUACUGAUCUGAAGACCUUGCUUGAUCGCAAGCCGAUCAUUGACAGCUCUUCGAUGGAAGGCCAAUAUCUAGAGAGCGCCAAAGGCGACGUCGAAUUCCACGACGUCCAUUUCGAGUAUCCCGUUCGGUCGCAACUCGCUCUUCGGGGCCUUGAUAUUCACAUCAAAUCUGGGCAAUACGCAGCACUUGUCGGAGCAUCUGGAUCGGGAAAGUCCACAGCCAUUUCGCUCCUUGAAAGAUUUUACGACCCGAGAAGUGGCGCCAUUUAUCUGGAUGGAAUUGAUGUGUCCACUCUCAAUGUGGCUGCAUACCGCCAGCACUUUGCAUUAGUGGCACAGGAGCCAACGUUAUAUCAAGGAACUAUUCGAGAUAAUAUCAUGAUGGGCACGAAAGAUGAGGAGGCCGUCUCGGACGAGAACAUUAUGCAAGCUUGCAAAGACGCGAACAUUCUCGAGUUCAUUCAGUCACUUCCAAAUGGCUUCAACACAGGCAAGCUAAUCCCCUGA
This is a messenger RNA of Didymosphaeria variabile, 2961 nucleotides long. RefSeq lists its product as uncharacterized. The transcript is spliced from 4 exons. Gene Ontology annotation, molecular function: ABC-type transporter activity; ATP hydrolysis activity; ATP binding. The record is from RefSeq and is a predicted model, not a curated record. Bases 1 to 2961 code for a protein of 986 amino acids. Lineage: Eukaryota; Fungi; Ascomycota; Dothideomycetes; Pleosporales; Didymosphaeriaceae. Gene Ontology annotation, biological process: transmembrane transport. Gene Ontology annotation, cellular component: membrane.